ACAAUAACAAACGUUGGGAUUAUGAUGUACAGCUUACGUUUGUUGCGUCAUUUGCGCGGCGCAACAACGACGGACUUUCGUCCACUUUAUCGACUAGCCAGUACCCACAAGCGACGUGUUCAGUUAAACUCCCUGCCGCCUGAUCAGUUGGAGCAGUUAAAUACCAAUUGUUUCCAGCGCCGCGACGCACUUAGUCACGAGGAAUGGCAGGGCGUACGGACCACGCUCAUCGACAGUUACAAACACAUCAGUGCCCACAACGUAGAUGCCAUUAUACUGGGCGUGAUCAGUAGGGCGGAGCAGUUGCCUCUCGCCAAAAACUACCUGGCCUAUUUGCAAGCCCAGGGCAUUGCGCCGAACACUGCCACACUUGGUCGUCUGUUGCGCAUCUACAAUGCCGCCUAUCAAACCCGUACACUCUGCGCGUCAGAAGAGCGCGAAGUACUGGAUGUGUGCAAGAAAUUGCAGAGCGCACAUGACAACUUGGAUGCCAGCACUUGCGAGCAUAUGAUCCACGGUCUAGUGGCCACCACAGAUUGGCGGCAAGCAGAGCCACUGCUCGAGAUGAUGAAGAUUAGCAGCACGCCCAGUGUGGCUGCCUACAGUGUCCUGGCAGCUAAGGCGUUUACUUGCUCUGAACCGACUUUGGCUUGGCGCCUGCUCGAGGAAAUGUUGCUGGCGCGCAAGCUACCCCGAUGUGAGGUGUAUCUUGCGUAUCUACAACAUAUAGCCAAAGAUCAGCCGGCAUUUGAAGCGCAGCUGGAAAGACUUUUGCAUUUUUUAGGACGGCACGGUAUCGUUAUUAGCGAUAAGGUCGUCCAAGAACUGCUGGCUUUGGCAGAAAAGCUGCCACAUAAAUUGCAGGCGCAAGAGACGCGUCUAGAUCGUCUGGGCAAGUGCGCAAGCUGCAAGCAACACUUGGAACAUGUAGCCGUUAGCGACGCAGAGUUCAAGCAGCUACGAGAUUCAUUCUUGAACAAGGUUCUCGUCCGCAACGACGUCUUCCAGAAGUCCACGCCCGCAGAGGUGGAAGAUUUCAAGCGGUUUGUGGGGAAGACCGCGCCAUACGAUUGUGUAAUCGAUGGACUAAAUGUGGCCUACUCCACGGGAGCCAAGAAACAGCCGCACCAGCUGGCAAAGCUUGUGGCCGAUGUCGUUCGUUAUUUCAAAGAUCGUCGCAAACACGUCCUUGUCCUGGGUCGCAAGCAUAUGAAGAGCUGGUCCAAGUCAGCCAUGAAUUAUGUACACAAUAAUGCCAGCGUGUUUUUGGCAAACAAUCUAUCUCAAGACGACCCAUUUCUGCUUUAUGCGACACUACAAAGCGGCCAGAGCACGGACUUCUUUUCACGUGAUCUCAUGCGCUCCCACGCCUUUCUGCUGGGCGCCGAAUUAAAGCCAAUAUUUCGGCGGUGGCAACAGGAGCAUCAAUACUCACUGAUCACCCAGACGCAAACGGGCCAGAUACUGGUUAAAGAACCCAUACGUUUUAACCUCAGUGCCCAUAAACUGAACGAUGUCUGGCAUAUGCCUUGCUGUGAUACCUAUUCGGCUAAUCCUGCAGAUAAUUUUGAGCUGCCCGCCAAGUGGUUGUGUUUAAGACUAUCGAAGUAAACUGUUCCCAUAAUAAUCAGUUCAGCUUAAUGGUGUGAGAAAAGCGUGGAUUAAACUUGUAAAAAACCAACAAAA
This is a messenger RNA of Scaptodrosophila lebanonensis, 1686 nucleotides long. It is a transcript of the gene mldr, whose product is annotated as mitochondrial ribonuclease P catalytic subunit. The coding region runs from base 22 to 1611 and encodes 529 amino acids. Gene Ontology annotation, molecular function: ribonuclease P activity; protein binding. The record is from RefSeq and is a predicted model, not a curated record. The transcript is spliced from 3 exons. Gene Ontology annotation, cellular component: mitochondrial ribonuclease P complex; mitochondrion. NCBI's taxonomy places the organism in Eukaryota, Metazoa, Arthropoda, Insecta, Diptera, Drosophilidae. Gene Ontology annotation, biological process: tRNA 5'-leader removal; mitochondrial tRNA 5'-end processing.